Molecule: messenger RNA, 1490 nt
Organism: Myotis myotis
Lineage: Eukaryota; Metazoa; Chordata; Mammalia; Chiroptera; Vespertilionidae
Product: translation initiation factor IF-2
Exons: 5
Coding region: 1-1116 (371 amino acids)
Source: RefSeq, a predicted model, not a curated record
AUGGCGCAGCGGGUUCCUGCAGGCAGCGCCCUCCCCUGCUCCUCCAGGGGCGCCUCUGCCCCCAGGCUGCUGCGGAGAGGAAACAGGUCUGGCGGUGGCGGCCUCGGCCUGGGCACCCGGGUUCGAGCUCCGGCCUCCCGGCCCGUCGGCCCCACGGGUGUGGAACCGAUUUAUUCGGUAGCUUUGCCGCUGAUUAGUUGCAGCCUGGCCAGACACGCUUGUGAGGGCGCCGAGAGCGAGAAGCCGGACGAGCCUCACUGUCCCACGGCCGGACCCUGGCUAGAGGCGUGGAAACCGGCCAACCGCCCCCGUCGGCCAGGACAGUCCCGGGAUCAGCACUGGAGAUCGGGACCUUUCAGAGCAGGAAAUGUGAUCUGCUGGCUGAUUGAUGUCUUCACCUGGCCUUUGUUCCCGAGCCGCCUCUCCGCCCGCCUCUGCAGGGCUGCGCCUCCUGCUCCAGGGUCCAGGCCUCUCGGAGGACAUUCCAGGGUCCCCGCUCUGUCCCCUCCAGGCACGGCCCCAGUGUCCAGGCCCCCGCUCUGUCCCCUCCAGGCACGGCCCCAGUGUCCAGGCCCCCGCUCUGUCCCCUCCAGGCACGGCCCCAGUGUCCAGGCCCCCGCUCUGUCCCCUCCAGGUACGGGCCCCAGUGUCCAGGCCCCCACUCUGCCCCCUCCAGGUAUGGGCCCAGUGUCCAGGCCCCCACUCUGCCCCCUCCAGGCAGGGACCAGGCUUGCCUCUGCCUCUGACACGGGGAAGGCUAGUCUAGGGGUAAUUUCAACUUCCCGGCAGAGGGGCCCCCUGGCCACAGCCCCCCUGGCACCUGCACAGGUGAGGAGCGGCCCAUGGGCCGCGGGGAGAAGGUGGCUGAGCGGCACCUGGGGAGGGUGUGGCCCGAGGAGGGGCUGCUGCAAUAAGUGUUUCUUUGUGCGUUCCCUCUGCUUUUGUUUUGAAUUCUUCCCUGAGGUUCCAGCGGAGCCCUCCCAGCACACCUGGGGACAGGUGGGGGCCUUUCUCGCCAUCUCUGCAGGAGGAGCAGGUGGGGCCUUAGCCGCGCCUCCUGAAAUAACGAAAACGUUUGCGUGCAUCCGGCCAGCUCGCUGUUCUGCCGUGGUCUAGAGCGUGUUUAGAAAACUUAGUGGCACGGGAGUUCAGCUCAAGGUCACCUGGUCCCCACCUCUGCCAGGCGCUGUCCCCCACCCUCCCAAGGAGCGUUCUGGGAGCCUGGGACCAGGGUGCCUUCCUCUGUGCCCCCAGGUUCUGUGGGAGACGCGUGCGAUGGGGGGAGGCUCUGUUGGGCUGAGGCCGGGAAAGGCCUGGCUUCUUCAAGGCGGGGCUCUGAGGCCGGGGCUGCAGCGGGAGGGAGAGCCACGAAAGCCUGUGUUUGGGGCUUGGGCCGAGACUGAGGCCUGAGGAGGGUGUGGAGCAGCGGCUGUGCACUUUUUUUGUUUGUUUUUAAAAUAUAUUUUUAUUGAUUUCAGAGAGGAAGGAGA